AUGCCAGGUUUCACUGCAUGUGGCAGGGUGGGCAUGCUCUGGUGCGACUUGAGAUGGUUCCUUGGCGUGUUCAGGGAGAAUCCCAUUGGGUCAUUCGAUGACGAUGAAGAUGAGGAGGUGGGUCUUGGGUUUCUUGUUGGACAGGCCAUCCUUGCCCUUCAGACGCCACUUAAUGCCACAUGCAUUGCAAAGUGA
Molecule: messenger RNA, 195 nt
Organism: Acytostelium subglobosum LB1
Lineage: Eukaryota; Evosea; Eumycetozoa; Acytosteliales; Acytosteliaceae
Exons: 1
Coding region: 1-195 (64 amino acids)
Source: RefSeq, a predicted model, not a curated record